CUUUAUUUGACAACGACAAGUAGUAGAACUCGAAGAGAAGCACUACUGCUAAAAACGGAUGUUUGGUUUUAAUUUAUGUACGCCUUUUACAUUCCACUUUGCGGUUACGAUGAAGUAUAUGCUUGUUCUUUCAGGAUCGAAAAAAUUUGUGCAAAAGGCUUGAAGAAAAGAGAACAACAAAAAGAUGACGGGAGCUGUUGCAACCGCGUCAGCAGAUUACCCUGUCACUGUCUGGCUGCCGGACUGGGACGAUAGAAAUGUUAUCCUGUACACAUUGACGGCAGACGGGGAACGCAAGCGAACCGAGCCGAGCAGCGCGCCCGCGGAUGCGCAUAGCUUGGUGCAAUUGAAGGACUACCUCGCGAAAAAGUUGUCGGAACUGAAGGGACUCAUUGAGAAAGCCGACAGGGAGAUCCAGAUACAACCCUGUCCAAGCUCGUCCUCGUGUGUGGACGAGAACAGCGACACCGACGCCAUGAAUGCGAAAAUUCAACUUGGCUACGAUACACAAAAAACGCUGCAGAGUUUCGGCAUGCACACAAAAGACGUCUACGAGCUGAUGGACCAUAUUGUAGACCACGAAUUUUGCGCCCGUUCGGUUGCGACAUACGUUCAAACUGACGCGAGCAGCGCGAUAAAGGGGCUGGAGAAAAAGUGGGAAAAGUCCCUCGAGCCGAGGGUCAAGGACUACAUCGAACAUUACCACCGAAAAAUCGAGCGCGUGUUGGACAAGGCGGGGUGGCGCAAGGGCUGCGGCAAGGGGCGCGAGCCCUUGCCCGAAACAGUGGAGCACGUGGCGGAAGCAAGGCAGCAGGGGGCGGCGCCUACCCCCCAGAUAUUGACGGCAGCGCGUGAGGGGGCAGGAAAUGUAGAUAGUAAUGGCUACGGCAUCGAAGUAGAAAAGGGCGCGGCGGUCUGUGGUGGUGAUAUGACCUCCUCCUCCACCCAGGCCGGGUCUGGGAGCGUCAUGGGCGUGGCAGCGAGCUUCUGUGGGACGAGGGGCUCGGUCGAGUCUUCCUCCAUUGGAGGGCCCGAAAAGUCAGAACCAGAGGCGCACCCCCAGGAGCCGUCGAGCCCCCGCAACAGUGAUCGUUUAGGACCAGGCGCCGAGGUUGCCGCGCGGCGCCCAAAAGAGGGCGCAGGGAGCUCGGUUGGCUUACCGCCAGGUAGAAGAAGCGCUAGGCGCCAACCUUCUAGUCGUCGUGCGACCCGCAGGUCUUCGCACAGUCGCGCAGCCAAGAGCCGUAGAAGAGACUGCCGGGCGCCAGGAUACUCAAAGAACAGGCGACGCCGUCGAAGCGUGUCCUCGUCCUCGGAGCCCAUUCGGCCGCGGGGCCGUCGGCGUGAUCGCUCGCAAUCGGCGACAGGAAAGAAGAAACGCAGGCCGUCGGUCGAUUACGAUUCCCGCACACCCCGCAGAAAUAGACCACCCCCGCGGGAAAGUCGUGCUCGGAGGCGGUCGUCAAUCCGACGACGACGCAGUCGAAGACGCUCGCGCCGGGACCGAGAUUCGCGAGGGAGAGACCGUACGAAACCAUCGCCGGCGGGCAAGGGACGUUGCCGCAGAGAAUCGUGGGAAAAGUCUUCGUCUCGAAGAAGCAGCGAGGCGUGUGAUGCCUCGCGGCCCUCAAACUCUGUGUCGCACCGGAGCGUUUCUGCUGGGUCACGCAGCCCGGCGGAGAGCCGAAGGAGUGCAUCGAACCAGAAUCACGAUGAUCAUGGUGAAGAUCAUGAUGAUGGUCAUGUGAUUGUUGAUUCUUCUCCCGUGGCGCCAGGUAUAAUUGUGGCGAAGGAGCCUGCCUCGCCAUCCCGACGAAAGAGUCUAAGUGCGCGCUCGCAGAUUGCGAAUCGAACACAAGUGGCGGCUGAUACAGACGACCUGGUGGACGGCGUCCACAUGGUUUCGAGCACGGCCGGCGGAAGUCCGUCUGCAGACGGUUCGGCAGGGAGCGCUGUGCCCCUGAAAAAACUACAGGGGCCUCCGCCGAUUAGAAUCCCUGAGAAGCCGGCGAAGACCAAGAACCCCAUAUUAGUCAUGGAGGACAAAUGGCCGUCAGAACAAGAUUGCGGGGUAGCAGAAGAUGGUAUAGAUUGUGUUUCUUUGGCUUUGCCAGAUCAAGAGGUCGAGCACAGAAGGGCGACGAGAGAUCGUCGCCUAGAAACUCAUCGAAGUACCACUUAGUUUCAUUUUGCUUCUUACGCCGAAUUAUCAAUUAUGUGCUCGUAAAUCAGGCAAAUGCACAGAAGAUAGCACUUUCCUAGAGUAAUACAAAACCACUUUUUUUCGAACCGUCGACAGUGGCAAAUUCCGUGGCACAGAAGGUCGAUGGGUUGAUGUCCUCGGAGCUCCGGGAAUUUGAGCGCGACAUGAAAGCAUGUGGUGUUUCCAUGAGCCCGGGCGAGGAACGGGAGGUGGUGAUAGCGCGAAUGCUGUUGCAGGAGUUCUUCGUAAACUUGGGAAAGGACGAGCAAGCACGUGCAGUGGAGGCGUUCUACCGUCGGGCGCAAGAUUUUACGAUGAAGGCGCAUCACGUUCUUGCAGCCCUCGGCGCAGGCAACAUGGAGGCGAAAGAAAGGAAUGGCCUGGCCGUCGAGUCGGGACAGGAUGGGAUUUGGGCCAGUAGCUGGAAGCGCCAUUUGAAGUCUCGUGAUUCGAUGAAGCGAAUUGCGGACGAGAUCCAGAAAAUUAUUGAGUUGCAGUGAGGGAAUAUCCCGUCGCUCUUCGGACCUCGCCAUGGUUGCUUUUGCUUGAUGAGAGCCAAACUUUAUCCACAUACUUACACAGGUGUUGUCCGCUCUUUGUCGUACAUCCAAAAAGAAAAAAUGUUAUUAGCGACAACUUCAGCUACUUGAAUAGCAGCACUCCUGUGACAAUUCUUUAGUACCCUUCUGCGCAUCUGUCGGAAAGGUGAAAAACCUGUGAUGCAUUUUGCAACGAAGGUGAACUGAAGAUCAGAGAAGUUGAAAGAACCAAAUUUCCAUCUCAUUCGCUCGUAGUAG
Messenger RNA from Amoebophrya sp. A120, 3000 nucleotides. The record is from the annotation of a GenBank genome assembly. NCBI's taxonomy places the organism in Eukaryota, Dinophyceae, Syndiniales, Amoebophryaceae.